AUGGCCUCGCCGGCGACGCCGAGGCCGGCGCUGAUCCGGCCGCGCGCCUCGCGCAGCCGCUCCCAGUUGGGCGCCGUCAGCCUCGCUUCCGACCACGCCGCCGCCACGGGCUCCUCCGGCCACCGCCGCGACUUCGUCUUCGUCGUCAACCCCUCCGGCGCCAAUGGCCGGACGGGCAAGCAGUGGAAGCAGCUGCUCCCCCUCCUCCGCACCCGCCUCGCCGACCAAUGCAACCAGAUUUGCGAGUGCAUCACCUCGGGCCCGUCGCACGCCAUAGAUGUCACGAGGGAGGCUAUAAAGGAUGGCGCUGAUGCUGUGAUCGCCGUUGGCGGGGAUGGGACACUUCAUGAGGUGGUGAAUGGCUUCUUUUGGAAAGGAAGCCCGGUCCGUGCUCUUGAUCGAGGGCCUGAUCACUUGACGGCACUUGGUCUCAUCCCACUUGGAACCGGCUCAGACUUUGCUAGGACAUUUGGCUGGUCAAAUGAUCCCCGUCAGGCGAUUGAUCGAAUUGUGAGAGCAGGAGUUAAAUCAAAACUAGACAUUGGCAUGAUGGAAGGUCCAAAUGGAGAUCCACAUUUCUUUAUAAAUGUUGCUGAUAUCCAUCUGAGUGCCAAGGCAGGUUAUUUUGCUUCUAUGUACAAGAGAUUUGGCAACUUAUGUUAUGUUCUGGGAGCUCUAAGAGGCUUUUGGGGACAUAGUAAUCGAGAUUUGAGAAUAAAGGUGAAUGGAGGAGAAUGGAGAACAGUUGAUAAAGUCACUGCUCUAUGCGUAGGAAAUGCCAAGUACUUUGGUGGUGGCAUGAAUAUUACUCCAACAGCUGAUCCUUUUAGCGGUGACCUUCAGGUUGUUAUUCUACAAGAUUUCAAGUGGUACACUUUUCUUCUUAAGCUACAUAGGCUGUAUGGAGGCACACAUUUAACGGUGAAUGGCGUGUCAUCAAUAAGGGUUCAAUCAAUUGAAGUGGCAGAAGUGGUGCCUAACGGCGACGUCUUUGUGCAAUCUGACGGGGAGCAUUUUGGUUUUCUUCCGACCAAAUUCUCAGUUCUGCCUGGUGCAGUAGAUUUCUUCAGCUAG
Triticum turgidum subsp. durum (durum wheat) is the source of this 1074-nucleotide messenger RNA. Lineage: Eukaryota; Viridiplantae; Streptophyta; Magnoliopsida; Poales; Poaceae. The record is from the annotation of a GenBank genome assembly.